AUGAGCUCCAACCAGCAAGAAACCGAUGUGGAGAAGAACAUUGAGAUAUGGAAGGUUAAGAAAUUGGUCAAGCGUCUGGAAUCUGCCCGCGGAAAUGGAACUUCCAUGAUUUCGCUCAUCAUUCCGCCCAAGGACCAGAUUUCUCGAGCGGCAAAGAUGUUGGCUGAAGAAUAUGGUACUGCCUCCAACAUCAAGUCUCGAGUCAACCGUCUCUCCGUCCUCUCUGCCAUUACCUCCACCCAGCAGCGUCUGAAGUUGUAUAACAAGGUCCCUCCAAAUGGUCUUGUGGUGUACUGUGGUGAAAUUAUCACCCAGGAAGGAAAGGAGCGAAAGAUUAACAUUGACUUCGAGCCCUUCAAGCCCAUCAAUACCUCUCUGUACCUUUGUGACAACAAAUUCCACACAGAGGCUUUGAGUGAGUUGCUGGAGUCGGAUCAGAAGUUCGGUUUCAUUAUCAUGGAUGGUAACGGUGCGCUCUUCGGUACCCUGAGUGGUAACACUCGUGAAAUCCUGCAGCGUCUCUCCGUUGAUCUACCCAAGAAGCACGGUCGUGGUGGUCAAUCCGCGCUGCGUUUCGCCCGUCUACGUGAGGAAAAGCGUCACAACUACGUGCGUAAGAUUGCUGAAUUGGCUGUUCAGAACUAUAUCACCAACGAUAAGGUCAACGUAGCUGGUCUUGUUUUGGCUGGUUCUGCCGAUUUCAAGAACGAUCUGAACCAGUCCGAUCUAUUCGAUGGUCGUCUCCAGGCUAAGGUUAUCAAGAUCGUCGACGUUUCAUAUGGUGGUGAGAAUGGUUUCAACCAAGCUAUUGAGCUUGCCGCUGAGACUCUGAGCAACGUCAAGUUCAUCCAAGAGAAGAAGCUUAUUGGCAAGUACUUCGAGGAGAUCAGUCAAGACACCGGCAAGGUUUGCUACGGUGUCGAGGACACCCUGAAGGCCAUGGAGCUUGGUGCUGCCGAGAUUCUGAUCGUCUACGAGAACUUGGAUGUUACUCGCUACCAGCUGAAGGCCUCUACUGGAGAGGAGGUUAUUGUCAAUGCCACCAAGGCUCAAGAAGCCAACAACCGGGAGAUGUUCAUGGACAAGGAGAGUGGAACCGAGAUGGAGGUUAUCGAGUCCACCACCUUCAUUGAGUGGCUUGCCGAGUCCUAUAAGGACUUCGGUGCCACUCUGGAGUUCGUGUCCGACCGAUCUGGUGAAGGAAACCAGUUCGUGAAGGGCUUUGGUGGAAUCGGAGCCAUUCUCCGAUACAAUGUCAACUUCGAGCAACUUGCCGACUACAGCGACGACGAUGAGUUCUACGAUGGUAUCGCCCUCGCAGAGAGCGAGGAUGAAUGGCCAGAAGCUCCCUCGGUGAGUGUUCUGACGGCUCGCCCCGUGGAUCAUGAAAGUGGCUCCGAAACUGGAAUCCAGACAUCCGUAAAGGAUAUCUUCGACACGCCCGUUCCAAACUUCAUGAAGCUGCCCAGAGGGUCAUCCAAGCUCUAA
This is a messenger RNA of Penicillium angulare, 1488 nucleotides long. RefSeq names its product translation termination factor eRF1. Gene Ontology annotation, cellular component: cytosol; translation release factor complex. Gene Ontology annotation, biological process: cytoplasmic translational termination. The transcript has 6 exons. The record is from RefSeq and is a predicted model, not a curated record. Bases 1 to 1488 code for a protein of 495 amino acids. Gene Ontology annotation, molecular function: sequence-specific mRNA binding; translation release factor activity, codon specific. Lineage: Eukaryota; Fungi; Ascomycota; Eurotiomycetes; Eurotiales; Aspergillaceae.